UAGAAAAGCCCAUUCCCAGGAGCAACUUUGCAUUUAAUGCCAUUCCACUUUUUCUCUCACACACUUUGGCGGGUAGGCAUACAAACAGACGAGUUUCUAGAGAGAGAAACACACACAAAAAAAAAAAAAAAAAAAGUGAAAGCACAAGAGCUAGAGAGAGAGAGUGAGAGAGUAAGAAAGAGAGAGUGUGACCGUACGAACGAAAAACAUAUUACUUUCAAUUCAAGAAUCAGACACUGUACAAGGAAAAAAAAUAAAAAAUAAAAUCUCACUGUAGGAAAAAAAUCUCUCUCGUGCAAAAACCGAAAAGGGCGAAGACGUGUAUAGUAAAAAAACAGCCCUCGAUCGUUGAUCUCUCCCAAUCGUUAAGAAAAACGUGGUGUACAGAAGUGGAUUCUUUGGUUACUUAGGUUUUUUGUUUGCCCUAUUUUUUUUUUAUGGUGGUGCAGUCAUAAUUGAAUGGAGUUGUACGGGGAUCAACAGCAGGUGGAAUGGGCUCAAGAAUCCGGUUUGGAAGAAUCGAUGCGGAGGUUAAAUUUGUGGGAGAGAGAAGUGUACCCGGAGAGGCCGGGUCAACCCGACUGCGCCUACUUUAUGCGAACCGGGUCUUGUGGCUACGCCGCCAAGUGCCGCUACAAUCACCCCCGUGAUCGGACCUCCUCUUUGGUAGGGGGAGAGUAUCCCGAGCGAGUAGGGGAGCCUAUUUGUCAGUACUAUUUAAGAACAGGGACCUGUAAAUUCGGCGCCUCCUGCAAAUUCAACCACCCCAAAAACGCUGGCGGUUCAUUAACCAACGCACCCCUAAAUAUCUACGGAUAUCCAUUACGAACGGGGGAGAAAGAGUGCUCCUAUUAUUUGAAAACGGGGCAAUGCAAAUUCGGUAUGACAUGUAAAUUCAAUCACCCUCAACCAGACGGCACAUCUGCUGUGUCAGCAUCUGCACGUCCAUUUUAUCCAACGAUGCAGUCUCUUUCCUCUCCUUCUCCUGAUAAAUAUGACACAUCAGCAUCCACCUUUAGGGUUGCUAGGCCUCCGCCAUUGUUGCCCAGUUCCUACGUGGCUGGUGCAUACGGUCCUAUGCUGCUCCCUGGUGUUGUUCCUAUUCCAAAUUGGAAUCCUUACUCGGGAGCGGUGAGCCCUGCACCAUCACCUGGUCCACAAACAUCAGUUGGAGGUGCAGCUUCUGGUUAUGGACUGUCGCAGAUAGGUCCUUCUGGUGCACCUGCAUACGGAGGAACUUAUUCUCAGUUGCCCUCGUCUUCACUCAGUGUAACGAAAGAGCACAAACUUCCGGAAAGAUCCGGACAGCCUGACUGCAAGUACUACAUGAGAACUGGUGACUGUAAAUAUGGAUUGUCUUGUCGGUACAACCAUCCACCCGAUUGGCUUGUCUUGAAUAAUUGUGCUCUUAGUCCCUUGGGCUUUCCUCUUCGUCCGGGGGUGCAGGCCUGCUCUUUUUAUCUGCAGAAAGGUCACUGCAAAUUCGGGCGGGCGUGCAAAUUUGAUCAUCCGAUAAAAUACAGUCCAGAUUCAUUGUAUACCGAAAUGCCAGGGUGAACAUACUGCAGGUCCGAACCUCUAAUUCUCGAGGCAAAGAUCUCUCGACUUUCAAGUAUAAACAUUGGCCGAAAUAAACAUUGUACAUAUUUCCGUUUUUUUUUUUUCCUUUUAAAUUUAUUUAUUGCUUCUGUGAAACUCAUUGAGAAUACAUUUUUAUUUCGAUUGUUAGAAUGUUAAUUGACUGUUUAUAUGGUGUGUAACUCCAUAUCGAAAGCUAUUAAAGUGCUCGAGUUAAAUUUGAUUCGUCGUCGUAGUUG
This is a messenger RNA of Erythranthe guttata (spotted monkey flower), 1817 nucleotides long. Its product is annotated as zinc finger CCCH domain-containing protein 32. The record is from RefSeq and is a predicted model, not a curated record. Gene Ontology annotation, molecular function: mRNA binding; metal ion binding. NCBI's taxonomy places the organism in Eukaryota, Viridiplantae, Streptophyta, Magnoliopsida, Lamiales, Phrymaceae.